UGCGGCAACGAGAAAAGGAAAUACAAAUAUAUUUUGCUUCACUUGGCACCAAAAGGGUAUGUUUUUGACAGUUGGUACCAUCUAAGGUAGAUAACAAUGGCAAAAGUGCAGAAUCUUUCUUUAACGCACCAUUAAAAAGGUGCACUUAUUGUUUUUUGUGUUGAAAUUGAAGGUUGCAACCGGAAGUGUGGUGAAGCAAAACAAAGCUUGACAGAAGAGUUGCCGCAUGUUUAAGAUGAUAGCCACAGAAAACAUGUUGUAGAAAAGUGUGUUUAUUUACACCACUCAUCAUUAAAAGAGCAUUGCGUGAAUGAGACGUAGCAGCACGUGUCAGCGAUGCUCGGGGCUGUAGCUCAUCGAGUCUCCUUGUGUAUGGGGCUUGCCCGCUGUUUGCGUCCAGUCGUCCCGAGGGUCAUCUCCGCCUGUCCUCAGCACACCUCACGCGGGCAGGGGUCCCAGAAACAACCGCUGAAGCAGUGGGCUCUGUCGGUCAGUCCCUUCACAUCUGUACGGGCGCAGCUGGCCUCCUGCAGCAUCUCCGUCACACCCUUAGACCCCCACGCCUUCCCUGAAGCUGACCGGGCUUUCAUCACCGUUCACGGGGUCAGCAAAGGACCAAAGACCGCUCUGGACCACUGCCAUGUCCACUAUGAUGAGGAGAGAAGAGAACUGAAGAUCACAAGAGGAGAAGGAAAUGGCGAGUUAUCGAUAGAUCUGGAAGCACCAAUCAAAAGCAAUCUUUUCAUCACCACUCAGGGAAGAGGUCAUGUGCGCAUCAGUAAAAUGGAGUGUGAUUUCUGCAAAGUGGCCACACAAGAGGGAAACUGCACCCUCCACUCGGUCAAAGGCCACCAUGUUGAAGUGAGGUCUUCUGGAGGAUGCGUCACUGGUCUUGGUACUAUCCAUGGAAACGUGAACAUCAUCUCCAGUGGAGAAAGUGAGGUGGAUGUGAAAAAACUCCAGGGUACUACUAUGAAUGUGUCCACUGAACAUGGCUCUCUGAAGGUGAAGGCCAUCUAUGCGGAGUCCAGCAGCAUCUCAUCCCAUACAGGGAAAAUAGAACUUGGACAUGUGCAUGGAAAUGCCACAGUGAAAAAUGAGUCUGGGGAUACUAUCAUAGAUGGUUCAAAUAGCUUCAUGCAGGUGUCCUCUCACAGUGGAGACAUAGACCUCUAUGUAGGAGAUGGUGGCUCUGCACAUGUCUUUAGUGAACAAGGAGCUGUGUGUGUGCGGGUCCCCUCCAGUUUAAGAGCAGGGGUGGAACUGUGUGGAGCAUCUGUGGACAUCAGCCCAGAGGUGAUGUUUCACGAAACAGGAAAGCAUCAGGCUCCAGGCCAGACCACAGUUAUGGGUUUUGUAAAUGGGGAGUCUCAAACAGAACAAUCCCACCUCAGUGCUCAGACUAAAACAGGCUCUGUCACACUGAAGACACAAAGCUGGUUUGAGUCACUUAAAUUGAGAAGUUGAUCAAACAAAAUGACUGUAUGAAAAUAUGAAAAAGUCAUUAGGGGGCAGCAACAGCCUGGACAAAAAUCACGCAUGCACCAUGAUUUUGACAAUGAUAUUUUGAUAUUUAUGUGGUUCGAAGGUAAUGAAUGGCAAAUAAUACCCAAGCUAAGAUAUUGGUAUUUGAUGUUUAAUUUACAUAAAAGCCUCUAAAACCGUAUCUAGUACUUGCUGUCUUAAUGCACUAAUAAUAUAUGUCAAAAUUUGUAUCUCUUAAUUAUAGAUUUGUGGUUUACUUCUGGGAAACUUUACAUUAUUAAAUUGGCACUAGCAAGAUUCCACAGGACAGUUCACACCAUCUCCGUCCAAAAUGAGCCAACGAAUAAAAUACAGGCUCUCAUUUGAUUCUGGUAAUAUUGGUUUUAGAUCCACAUAUAUACUCUUGCAGUAAAAUGCCAGUAAAAGCCCAGGAGGCAGAUACUGAAACAGAACAACAUGCUUUCAAAGUGUAGUGAGAAGAAAUGAGUCAUUCUCACAGCUCUAAUGAACCCACGUGGAAAUGAUUAUUAGAAUAAAACGUGAUGCUCCUUAACAGGUACACAGUUGUUUAUGGAUAUGUAACUUUGUACUUGCUGUUCUUGACACAAUGAAUUAUGCUCUUUUUCUUGCCAAGUAAGUAAAGUAAGAUUUUACCAUUUGAAUUUUAUAUCAAAUGGAAUUGCAAUGUGCACUAUGAAUCCUUUGUGGUGUCGGUUUGCCACUUGCUUGUCUCCAAGGAGAUGUUAUUACUUUGCAUGGAAUGUUCCACAAUCAAUGAGAUGUUACACAGUAAAUCUCAAUCA
Molecule: messenger RNA, 2288 nt
Organism: Boleophthalmus pectinirostris (great blue-spotted mudskipper)
Lineage: Eukaryota; Metazoa; Chordata; Actinopteri; Gobiiformes; Gobiidae
Gene: fam185a
Product: family with sequence similarity 185 member A
Exons: 9
Coding region: 337-1467 (376 amino acids)
Source: RefSeq, a predicted model, not a curated record